Drosophila takahashii is the source of this 637-nucleotide messenger RNA. RefSeq names its product U3 small nucleolar ribonucleoprotein protein IMP3. Gene Ontology annotation, biological process: ribosomal small subunit biogenesis; rRNA processing. Lineage: Eukaryota; Metazoa; Arthropoda; Insecta; Diptera; Drosophilidae. Gene Ontology annotation, molecular function: snoRNA binding; rRNA binding; structural constituent of ribosome. The record is from RefSeq and is a predicted model, not a curated record. Gene Ontology annotation, cellular component: small ribosomal subunit; small-subunit processome; Mpp10 complex.
GUGUUUUUUUUAGUCAACAAAAAAGUCUGAAAUUUUAAAUAUAAAUAAAAAUGGUGCGUAAACUCAAGUUCCAUGAGCAGAAGCUGCUCAAAAAGGUGGACUUUAUCACCUGGAAGGUGGACAACAGCGGCAAGGAGAACAAGAUCCUCAGGCGCUUUCACAUACAGAAAAGGGAGGAUUACACCAAGUACAACAAGUUGUCCAGGGAGAUACGGGAACUGGCCGAGAAGAUAGCCAAGUUGGAUGCCUCCGAUCCCUUCAAGGUGGAGGCCACCACCAUGCUCCUGAACAAAAUCCAUGCCAUGGGAGUCUCCAACGAUCAGCUAACUUUGGAGACCGCAGCCAAGAUCUCCGCCAGUCACUUUUGCCGGCGGCGUCUGCCCGUGAUAAUGGUAAAAUUGCGCAUGUCGGAGCACCUGAAAGCCGCCACAGACCUCAUAGAACACGGCCAUGUGCGUGUGGGUCCCGAAAUGGUCAAGGAUCCCGCCUUUCUGGUCUCCCGCAACCUCGAGGACUUCGUCACCUGGGUGGACGGCUCCAAGAUCAAGGAGCAUGUUCUCCGAUACAAUGACUUGCGUGAUGACUUCCAGAUGUAGACUCUAUUUUUAAGAUCCCCCAAUAAGCGUAGAAUAACUAA